UUAUAAAGGGCGACAAAGUACGUGCUUGCUGCGAAUCCCAAAAUACCACAGCAUCGAAACCGAAUGUCAGCCAAUAGUUAUACUCAGAUACUCUAUCCCCUCCCAUCGCUACCCAUCUCUUCACAGACACCUCGAAAACGAGCUCGUAUACUAAACCACUCCACCGCUAUCUCUAUCACUACUGCCACCAAACCCAUAGCUCACUCACCCUCUUCCCUCCCAUCGAUAGAAUCACUGCGAUUCCAGGUUCGUUCCAAUCUUUUCCGGGAAUCCAUUUUGACUUACAUUCACAUGACAAGCAGUGGGAUUCCUCCGGACAAUUUCGCUUUUCCUGCAAUUCUGAAGGCCGCUACUGCUCUUCACGACUUGAAUUUGGGGAAGCAGAUACAUUCCCACGUAGUGAAAUUCGGCUACGAUUCGGCUUCGGUGACCGUGGCUAAUACCCUUGUCAACGUGUAUGGUAAAUGCGGUGAUAUUGAGGAUGCAUGCAAGGUGUUUGAGAGAAUUGCCGAGAGAGACCAAGUUUCUUGGAAUUCGAUGAUUGCGGCUUUCUGUCGUUUUGAAGAUUGGGAACUUGCUUUGGAGGCGUUCCGGUCUAUGCUAGCGGAGGUAAACGUGGUGCCUAGCUCUUUUACACUGGUGAGUGUGGUACAUGCUUGUUCGAAUCUGGAUAAGCGUCGUGGUUUAUGGCUUGGAAAGCAAGUUCAUGGAUAUAGUUUGAGGAAUGAGGAUAGGAAGACGUUUACAAUCAAUGCUUUGAUGGCUAUGUAUGCUAAGCUUAGACGAGUUGAUAAGUCCAUAGCUUUAUUUCAGUUAUUUGAGGACCGUGAUUUAGUUUCGUGGAACACCAUAAUAAGUUCGUUAUCACAGAACGACCGAUUUGUAGACGCGUUAGUGUUCUUGCGCAAGAUGGUUCUUGAAGGAAUUAAAGUAGAUGGAGUCACCAUUGCAAGCGUUCUUCCUGCCUGCUCUCAUUUGGAGAUGCUAGACUUGGGGAAGGAAAUUCAUGCUUAUGCCGUGCGAAAUAAAAAUUUGGUUCAAAAUUCUUAUGUGGGAAGUGCUUUAGUUGACAUGUACUGCAACUGUAAACUAGUAGAGAGUGGUCAACGAGUGUUUGACUCUAUCUUGGAGCGGAGGAUUGCUCUUUGGAAUGCUAUGAUUACUGGUUUUGCACAAAAUGAGCAUGAUGAGGAGGCCUUGAACCUCUUCCUUGAAAUGUAUGCUUUUUCUGGGAUCUCUCCCAAUGCCACCACUAUGUCAAGUAUUGUUCCUGCUUGUGUCCGCUGUGAAGCUUUCUCUCAUAAAGAAAGUAUCCAUGGCUAUGUGGUAAAAAUGGGUUUUGUGAGGGACCGUUAUGUGCUAAAUGCGUUAAUGGACAUGUACUCCAGGAUGGGGAAGAUAGAAAUAUCUAACAAUAUAUUUGAAAGUAUGGAAGAAAGAGAUAUAGUAUCUUGGAACACUAUGAUAACUGGUUAUGUUAUUUGUGGAUACCAUGAUGAAGCACUUAGUUUGCUACAUGAGAUGCAACGAGUAAAUGAUGAGAAAAACAAAAUCGAUGGUGAACUGAAGGGUGAAACAGGAAUUCGUCUUAAGCCAAAUUCAGUAACACUCAUGACAAUUCUCCCUGGUUGUGCUGCAUUGUCAGCACUUGCUAAGGGUAAAGAAAUUCAUGCUUAUGCAAUUCGACAUUUGUUAGCAUCUGAUGUGGCAGUUGGAAGUGCCCUAGUUGACAUGUAUGCAAAAUGUGGUUCCUUGAAUGUAGCAAGUGCCGUCUUUAAUGAAAUGCCCAUUCGAAAUGUGAUCACAUGGAAUGUACUCAUUAUGGCCUAUGGAAUGCAUGGGAGAGCUAAAGAAGCCUUGGAACUAUUUGAGAACAUGAUAGCUGAAAAAGUCAAUAAUAAAGAAGUGAGACCCACCGAAGUUACAUUUAUAGCAGUUUUUGCAGCAUGUAGUCACUCUGGGAUGAUUUCCGAAGGUUUGAAAUUGUUUCAUAGAAUGAAAGAGGACUAUGGGGUUGAACCUAUACCAGAUCAUUAUGCGUGUGUUGUAGAUUUACUUGGCCGAGCUGGUAAAGUGCGGGAGGCAUUUCAACUGAUCAACACCAUGCCUCCUAACUAUGACAAAGCAGGUGCUUGGAGUAGCCUUCUUGGUGCUUGUCGAAUUCAUCAGAAUGUAGAGAUUGGGGAGAUUGCAGCUGAAAAUCUCUUGCAGUUGGAGCCCAAUGUAGCUAGCCACUACGUUCUUCUCUCUAACAUCUACUCAUCUGCUGGACUUUGGGACAAGGCAACGAACAUUCGGAGAACGAUGAAGGAAAUGGGGGUAAGAAAAGAACCUGGCUAUAGUUGGAUCGAAUUUGGUGAUAAGGUGCAUAAGUUUUUGGCUGGAGAUGGAUCCCAUCCACAAAGUGAGCAGCUCCAUGAAUUUCUUGAGAGCCUCUCUGUUAGGAUGAAAAAGGAAGGAUAUGUGCCUGAUACUUCUUGUGUGCUUCAUGAUGUUGACGAGAAAGCAAAAGAAACUUUGCUUUGUGGGCACAGUGAGAAACUGGCGAUAGCUUUCGGGAUUCUGAAUACUCCUCCUGGAAAAACCGUUAGAGUUGCCAAGAACCUUAGAGUUUGUAACGACUGCCACGCUGCUAGUAAGGUUAUCUCCAAGAUAGUGAACAGGGAAAUCAUCUUAAGGGAUGUAAAGAGAUUCCAUCAUUUUAGGAAUGGAACUUGUUCUUGUGGAGAUUAUUGGUAAAGAUAAAUUGAGAAAAAGGAAAAGGAGGGGAGGGGAGAAUCAUAACCUCAUUUUUCACAUGGAGGGUACUUAUCUUUUCUUAUGAUUUUAUUUUUUUUGUCACGUUUGAACUUCUGCCGUCAUUUUUGGAUUUCUUGUAUUAUAAUUGUUCAACUAAUUUAAGGAUUACAAAUAAGAACCAAAAAGUGUAUAAAGAAAAUUGGAAUA
Messenger RNA from Humulus lupulus (European hop), 2946 nucleotides. Its product is annotated as pentatricopeptide repeat-containing protein At3g57430, chloroplastic. The record is from RefSeq and is a predicted model, not a curated record. Gene Ontology annotation, biological process: RNA modification. Lineage: Eukaryota; Viridiplantae; Streptophyta; Magnoliopsida; Rosales; Cannabaceae. Gene Ontology annotation, molecular function: zinc ion binding; RNA binding; protein binding. The transcript has a single exon. Bases 64 to 2739 code for a protein of 891 amino acids.